This is a messenger RNA of Eimeria acervulina, 879 nucleotides long. RefSeq lists its product as hypothetical. The record is from RefSeq and is a predicted model, not a curated record. The coding region runs from base 1 to 879 and encodes 292 amino acids. The transcript is spliced from 2 exons. Lineage: Eukaryota; Apicomplexa; Conoidasida; Eucoccidiorida; Eimeriidae.
AUGGAAGCCGACAGAGCCAUCCCUUCUCAAUUCGUGUUUCCCUCCCCUGCAGCAGACCUUGGGUCUGCUGAGUUGGAGCCCCAAAAUGAUUUCUAUAAGGCGUCCUCCUCACCAGCAGCAGUAGCAACAACAACAGCAGGAGGUGCAGCAGGAGCGGCAGGAGGUGCUGAUCGCGCUCCUCAGACGCGCGAGUUUGUCUAUCCUCCUACUGUGGAGAUGGGGCCCCCCCCUGCUCCUGUUUCCUCUUCUUUUGAUAUGGGGGGCCCCUGGGCAGAGAAACGAAUCGUUGUGGGCCCUUCGUCUUCUGAACGGAUGCAAAUAUACGGCCGAGUGCCUCCAAAGACUUGGGCUGAAUCAGCACGAGAAUGGCUGGGGAAUGUCAUGGAGAGUCUCCAGACCCGCCAACAGCAGCAGCAACAGCAGCAGGAGCAGCAGCAGCAGCAGCAUCAGCAGUAUCAGCGGGUGUUUUAUGCAUUAGGCCAGCCACGGAGUUCGUUUGAGGGGUUGGUUGCAGACGUGCCUCCUCAGCUUAUAUAUAAGAACGUGGUGUAUGUGCCGCAUUCAAUUGAACGACCUCCUCAGCUAUUGGGGCUUCCACCGUAUCCUUCACCAUACAUUGCCGUUCCUGCUGCUGCUCCUCCACCUCCUCCUCCUCCUCCUCCUGUCUUGAUUCCUUUGGAGUCAGAGAUAAUCUGCAGGGGCCAUCCAUCCGAUAGAACAGAACUUUGCUUCGGGUGUACGAUCCCCCCUAGACAGCUGAAAUUUGAUAUUGUUAGAGAGGAAUUAAGAGGCUGCUUUGGAAUCUGCAGAAGUCAUCGAUUUAAAGCAGCGCCUUUCGGUGCCUCUCACUCCCUGUCCCCUUCUUUUUCUUUUAUUUGA